UUGGCUUAUUUAAUUUCUAGAAUCAUGAGUAUGGGGGUGGCGGAAUCUCCGAGGCCACCAAGUCCAAUUUUACAGAUGAGGAAACUGAGGUCCAGGGAGAGGAAGUGACAGAAGGGAGAUUCGAGCUCAGGUCCUUGGAACGCCUUCCCCUUUGCCACAUGUGUGGGCCCAUCUCGGGCUUGUCUCGGGGAGUGGAGAGUUGAUUUUCUUUUCACUUUCUGAUUUUGGGGCAGGUGAGGGAAGCCUGCCUCGACUCCCCCCUCCACCGCCUAGAUGAAAGGUGUCCCUAGAACACUCUGCUGGGUCUCUCCCUGCCCCCAUCCUUCUCCUCCUCACAAAGCUCCCUAGUGAAAGUCCCGGCAAGACAGAGGCAAUGUAGGCCUGGGCCACCUCCUGAGGUCCCGAAGGCAGAAGCAGCCUUUCUGAGCAGCUCUCGGUCAGGGUGUGAGGCCGGACCUGGGCAGGGCCAGGACACGCCUGGACACGGUUUCUAAGGGGAUGCUUCAGAUUCGAACCCUGAAUUUUUGCUGCAAAAGAAAUGAAAUUUGAAUCCUUCCUUGAUAACCCACAGGAAGGCUCUUGGAUUUUCUGUCCUUCCUUUUGGCCUGCGGCCUUUUUUCCUUUUCUCCCCAAUGCUGGUGGAGUCAGUGGACCUGGGUGUAAGUCCUCUUUCUCCUCCUGGUGAUCUCAGUGGAGUAUAAUGGAAAGAUCUGGGGUCAGAGGACCUGAGUUCUAGUCCUUGGGGACCUUAAAUGAGCUUCUCCCCCAUCUGGGCCUCAGUGGGUUCCCAUCAAAGGAGGGGCCGGACUGAGACGAGGGGCCUCCGAGAUGUCAUGUGGGUCUAAGUCGAGAAUUCUCCAAAGCUUACUAUAAGGGUCCGAUGAAGUAACUGAGGAAGGAAAUCCGUGUUCUUGUUGGGACUGUUAUUAGCAUGAGAGUCAUCAUUGUGAUCGUGGAGAUGUGCAGGGGGCAGAGCAGACGUGGUGACUCCAAUAACAAGUCCGUUUUCUCAUCCCACCGUCUAGGAGGACCUGAUCUUCACCAUGUCGGACCUGGAGAAAGCCAUGAUGGCCAUCAUCGAGACCUUCCACCAGUAUUCUGGGAAGGAAGGGGACAAACACAAGCUGAAGAAGUCCGAGCUGAAGGAGCUCAUCAACAAUGAACUCUCCCACUUCUUAGGGGAGAUCAAGGAGCAGGAGACAGUGGACAAAGUCAUGGAGACGCUGGACGCCGACGGAGAUGCCGAGUGUGACUUCCAGGAGUUCGUGGCCUUCAUUGCCGUCAUCACCUCGGCCUGCCACGAGUUUUUUGAGCACGAGUGAGAAGCCGAGCCGGCAGAGAUCCGGACCCGGAAGCCAAGCAGCCCCGCAGAGCUUGUGGUCCGCUCGGACCGCAGCCGCCCAGCCCCCUAGGCCGCUUUCUUAGUAGGAAGUCUGCUGCGCUUUGUGAAUAGAAGCGGGAGAGCCCGUGCCAGGAGCAGCUCUCCCCGCGGCGCUGCUUUGCCUCCCCGAUGGCCCCCUCCCCCACUCCCCGGCGCCCCGAGCCUCCACCCUCCGAUUUGCUCCAGAGAACCAAAAAGGGAAACCAGAGGAAGCAGAAGCGCGGACGCCCGCCCCCGCGCCCCUGGACGGAGAGGGGAAGAUUUGCACUCCGAACCCCUGGGCUUGUAGGCCGAGGGGCGGCCGCCCGGGGCCUCGCACACAGUAGGCGCUUGCUCAGUUUACUGGGUGCGAGCGCCAGUGGGAAUGUGGGAAGGCGUUGCCCGU
Messenger RNA from Gracilinanus agilis (Agile Gracile Mouse Opossum), 1766 nucleotides. It is a transcript of the gene S100B, whose product is annotated as S100 calcium binding protein B. Gene Ontology annotation, molecular function: zinc ion binding; RAGE receptor binding; calcium ion binding. NCBI's taxonomy places the organism in Eukaryota, Metazoa, Chordata, Mammalia, Didelphimorphia, Didelphidae. The transcript is spliced from 2 exons. The record is from RefSeq and is a predicted model, not a curated record. Gene Ontology annotation, cellular component: cytoplasm; nucleus. The coding region runs from base 1044 to 1322 and encodes 92 amino acids. Gene Ontology annotation, biological process: positive regulation of cell population proliferation; positive regulation of canonical NF-kappaB signal transduction.